Messenger RNA from Gymnogyps californianus (California condor), 1364 nucleotides. RefSeq names its product phospholipid phosphatase 1 (gene PLPP1). Gene Ontology annotation, molecular function: phosphatidate phosphatase activity. NCBI's taxonomy places the organism in Eukaryota, Metazoa, Chordata, Aves, Accipitriformes, Cathartidae. The record is from RefSeq and is a predicted model, not a curated record. The transcript is spliced from 6 exons. The coding region runs from base 27 to 881 and encodes 284 amino acids. Gene Ontology annotation, biological process: signal transduction; phospholipid metabolic process; phospholipid dephosphorylation.
GACGCCGGGCGCCCGGCGCUGCCAGCAUGUUUGACAGGACGCGGCUGCCCUUCGUGGCGCUGGACGUGAUCUGCGUGGUGCUGGCUGGCUUACCCCUUGGUGUUCUAAACUUGGCCAAAAUAAAACCGUAUCAGAGAGGCUUUUUCUGUAAUGAUGACAGCAUCAAGUAUCCGUUCCAUGACAGUACCAUCACAUCCACUGUCCUCUACACAGUGGGGUUCACCCUGCCCAUUUUCUCUAUAAUCCUAGGAGAGACUCUCUCUGUCUUUUAUAAUCAUUUGCACUCAAAUUCAUUUGUCAGAAAUAACUACAUAGCCACUAUUUACAAAGCCAUUGGGACCUUCAUUUUUGGAGCAGCUGCUAGCCAGUCGUUGACAGACAUUGCCAAGUACUCCAUAGGUAGACUGCGUCCUCACUUCCUCGCUGUGUGCCAGCCCGACUGGACCCGAAUCAACUGCAGUCUAGGUUACAUUGAGAACUUCUCUUGUCAAGGAGACAAAGCAAAAAUCAGUGAGGGAAGACUAUCAUUUUACUCUGGCCAUUCUUCAUUCUCCAUGUACUGCAUGCUCUUCCUAGCACUUUACCUUCAGGCCAGAAUGAAAGGAGACUGGGCAAGACUUGUACGUCCUACUCUACAGUUUGGUCUUAUUGCUGCAUCUAUCUAUGUGGGUCUCUCGCGUGUUUCUGAUUACAAGCAUCACUGGAGUGAUGUUUUAACAGGACUCAUUCAGGGAGCAGUGGUAGCUGUGCUCAUUGUUGUGUAUGUGUCUGACUUCUUCAAAGUGAGAGGAUGUACAUUUCAACCGAAAGAAGAUUCCCAUACAACCCUGCACGAGACUCCAACAAACGGAAAUCACUUUGGCAGCAAUCAUCAACCAUGAAGAAUGACCCAACUCACCUGUCUUGCUCUCUGAAAGGAAAACAAUUUCACAAGUCUAACUAUGUAAUAUAAGUAAAUGCCUUUAAGGGACUGCUGCUGCUCUUGAAUGCUCACUUUACCUGUAUAUAGUAACAUCUACCACAGUUAUUGUAUAUCUAAACUUUAAAUUUCUGUUGGUUCAAGCUCUUGCGUAAAAGAAAAAAGCUAUUCAAAUUGUAAAUUUUUAUUGGAAACACGGUAACAGUUAUAUUACAUACACUGCUGUUUGUACAUGCCUUGUUGAAACAACUGUGGUUUAAAUACACACUAUUAAAAGAAAUAAUGACUUAAGAUGGAAGUAGCAUGUGAAGCUGAUGAACUUGUUCCGUAACGUGAAUCCUGUGCUGUUUUUAGAAGAUAUCUUCUGUUACAGGUAAAGGCUGGCAGCAAACACAAUAUCCCUCUUGAUUUUUGUAAUCCCUAUUAAAAAGGAAAACUGUAUUAA